AUGGAGCACGAUCCUUUGACAUAGUUUCUGCAUCUCCUCAAAUAGAAGCUAGCACUCACUGAGAAAUCAUUCUGGGAUUUGAGCAACGAUGAAGGCCAUUCUGCAGAACAAGAAAUUGCACUAGCCAAAGAAUUGAUGAUGCAAGAAAGACACAUUCAAUUGAUUGACUAAACCAUAAAAUUGAGGAAUCAAGACAAGACCUUAAACUUUGCAUUCCCAAUGAAAUAUGCCAUGAGUCUCCUACAAAAUCAAGACAUCAUCGAAGAAUACAAAUAGUAUAAUAUAAUUGAUGUCUCUGAAGAGUUCGAAAAAAUUAAUCUUAAUACCAUCACAGAGGAGUAGGUUAAAGGAUAUUUGAUAAUGAAAUUCGAUGAUGCAGCUAGUUAAAGGAGUGAUGCGUGGGAAGAUGAUUUAGGUGAAGUUGUUGAGGUGGAUAAUCAAGAAUUAGAAGCCCUAGAAAAAGAAGUUGACUAAUAGGAGGAGAAGAUAAUGGAAGAAGAAGAAUAAAUGAUUAAAUAAUAGCCUGAAUUGUUAGAAUAAAUUGAUGACAAUCACAUUGAUCCAAGUUGGAAAAUUGAUGAAUCUAAAGCUUAAUUGAAAAUACAUAAUAAAGUUAUAUGCACUUUUGCUUAAAAUCCUGUUUCAAAAGAUAUUAUUGCCAGUGGUUCUGAAGAUGAUCAUCUAAAACUUAUUAAACUCAGCACUCAAAAAGUAAUUUUUGAAAAGAAAUACGAUGAAACUGUAGGAUUGGUUGAUUUUAGUUUUGAUGGCAAAUACGUUGCUGCUGGUAUAUUAACAGGAAAGAUAUAUAUCUAUUUAUUAAAUGAUAUGAGUGAAAAAAUACUUGAUGGAAGUCAAACAGAACCAAGUGUGUUGAAAUGGCAUCCAAAAGGAAAUGUUAUUUUGGCAGGAUUCUAAGAUUCUACUUUAUGGAUGUGGAAUGGAGUCACAGGUGAAGUAAUGAGUGUAUUUGCUGGACAUGAAGCAGAAAUUACCUGUGGUGGUUUCACUUUAGAUGGUAAACUAGUUGUAAGUGGUUCUGCUGAUCAAUCAUUUAGAGUUUGGAAACCCAAUACUUCUGAAUAAGUUGUUAAAAUAAGUUCAGUUGCACAUAAACACAAUUAUCAUAAGGAUGAUGUCGUCUGUUUUGUCUAACAUCACAAAUAACCAAUCAUUGCAACUGGAAGUAGUGAUUCCACUAUUGCAUUCAUCAAUUUUGAAGAUGGAAAAGUUAUCGGCAAAAGUGAUCCAUUAGGAGACAGCAUUGUUGAGUUAUGUCUCAUUGGAACUGGUUAGUAGAUUAUUGUAGCAGGAGAUAUUUUGGGAUCUAUCUACAUCUACAAUUGGAAUUCAAUGAAAUUAAUUGAAAAAUUAUGCUUAUGCAAGAGUUCAAUCACUAAAAUAUUAUUUUAUAAUCAACAAUUCCAUAUAUCUAGUUUAGAUGGAAAGAUUGUCACCUUUGAUGUAAGAUAAAUGCACAAUUACAGAGUACUUUAAGCUAAAUCAGGAAUCUAUGAGAUGAUAGUUGAAGAAGGAUGGAUUUUAGUUGGAUGUGAAAAUGGCUAUGUAUAUGUCUAUUGA
Messenger RNA from Paramecium tetraurelia, 1581 nucleotides. RefSeq lists its product as uncharacterized. The record is from RefSeq and is a predicted model, not a curated record. The transcript has 5 exons. NCBI's taxonomy places the organism in Eukaryota, Ciliophora, Oligohymenophorea, Peniculida, Parameciidae. Gene Ontology annotation, molecular function: protein binding.